GCUGCGCCUGCUGCUUCGGUUACUACGACGACACGUCUGCAUGGUGCGACACCUACCCGUGCUGCUCGUCUAAGUCUGCAUUGAGCUCUCCUGCUUGCCAUUUAUACAUCCAAUAAGCCGCACACCCCUUGCCCGAUGGCCUCCGAGCAUGCAGAUGUCAAUGCCGCAGCGGAUGCUGCCAACGCAGAGGAACAAAAGGACCGUCCGACGCCUCUUGAUCCCGCUGUCCAUGUCCAUGGGCCCUCUUCCUCUCGUUCCUCCAACCCUUCUACCUCUUCACCGGCUGGGCCGGUUCCUGAGAGUUCGUCUAAGCCCAGGCGGACGCCCUUCCCUAUCUCGUUCCCGCCUCUCUUCUUCCAGCCCAGCAAGGCGCCGUCCGCCACGCUCGCUCCAUCUACUGCUGAGGGCAGGCCAGUCCCGGUCGCCGAUUCCACGGAGUCCCAGCACACGUCUGCGCUGCAGAAGCUGAACAGCAAGUACUCGUCGGUAGUCCGUCGCCAGGGCUACACUCCCGAAGCUCCUGCUGCUCAGAGCAGCACCUACUCUCAGCCGGUGCUUGUGCGCACUUACAGCGGACCCCCGCCGUCCCGAGGUUCUCGCAGCGCCCAGUCGCGGUCUUACAGGCCACCAAGCAGCAGCCGGGAGUUUCCCAGACGCAUGCCGCUACCCCCAUCUUCGACAUCGGGGAGCCGCCAACCCAUUGAGCCCACGCUGAGCGACGUUGGCGUUGGUACUACGAGCAGGAACAGCGCCGGUUCUCUCGGGUACAGAGCAGAUAUGAACGAGAGCAAUCCCCACGACAUGAAGAUGUCGCACCCGCACAAAGGCGGAAAACCCUCCAGCAGCAGCAGGCUGCCCUUACCAUGGCCAUGGCACUCGUCCUCGCGCCAGGAGCCCGAGGAACCCAAGUUGCCUCCACUGGAAGCCUUCUCGUUCAAGAGUUUCAUGGCUGAUAUACAGGCUCAGGGUGGCGACAAUGAUAUUGGGGCCGACCUAGACCGCAUCGCCGAGAUAUGUGCCCGCUCGCGGUACUCGCUGAGCAAUCAAUACGAAGUCCACGUAGCGCCUCAUGGUUCAGGCGCUUCGUUCACGUCAGGCGUCGGACCGCCGUCCGCAUCCGCGCCCCGCAGGAAAGGACACAGCCAUAGCCGCAGCCGCAGCCACGGUCAAAGCACGGGCGGCCCGACGCUGCAGGCCAUCACAUCGGACGACGAAAGCUCGGCCAGAUCCCACCCCAGGAGGAGGAAUGGUGGCCGGCGACAGAGUGCGGCCUACGGUACGCUAGAGACGAUCAUGUCCUCGAGCCGGUCCUCCGAGGAAGACAAAUCCAAAAAGAAGCCGGCGGCCGAACUAGUUGACGAAGUCCGCGGAAGGGCAGCAACAAAAAGGGCUCGGGACAAACACAGUGGAUCAGGUUCGGCAUCGGCAUCGGCAUCGACAUCAGCAUCGGCAUCGGCAUCAGCAUCGGCAUCAGCAUCAGCAUCUACCGGAAACGACGGAAUCGCAGUUGCCCAAGGUGGACAGCAAAGUUCCGAAGCAACCGCUGCAGAGGUAACGAACAGGUUGGCCCGGAAGAAGUCGGCCUCCUUCGCCAGCGCCAUCAUGGAUAACGGCCGCAGCUCGAAGAAAUCCAGCACCUCGUCCUCCACAGCGCAGCGGAACGCGCCUGCCGCACAGACCUCAGCCCUGCUCAGCGAGCCAGCCCAACCGCAGACAUCGAAUAGUCAUCUGGGCGUGAGUACAGCGCCAGGUGAUGCUGGAGCAUCUCCGUCUCAACCACUCCGGCGGGCGCCCAUUGUAAGGGCACCACAACCACAACAACCCCGAAUGCACCCGGCGCGCGGGGCCCGUCGUCCCCAGCACGGAUCCGCUGACGCAGGGCGAGGACAAGCCGGAUGGGGCGCUUGGAUCCCGUGGCGGACAGGGCAGCAGCAGACGGCGACGACGAGUCAUGCCGAAGGCAGCUUGAGACAGCUGCUGCGGUCUGCUGGCGAUGCGCCGUCGGCUGAGAGGAGAGUGUCAGGGGCGGGCGGUUAGCAUUGUGGUGGAAUGUCUGGAUAUGAUGAAAGAAACUUAGGUCUGCACAAGUAACCGACAUUGGUUGUAGGACUGGGAAGUGGGUAGACGCGCUGUUUC
Chaetomium strumarium is the source of this 2136-nucleotide messenger RNA. RefSeq lists its product as uncharacterized. The record is from RefSeq and is a predicted model, not a curated record. The transcript has a single exon. Lineage: Eukaryota; Fungi; Ascomycota; Sordariomycetes; Sordariales; Chaetomiaceae. The coding region runs from base 136 to 2037 and encodes 633 amino acids.